This is a messenger RNA of Vitis vinifera (wine grape), 2559 nucleotides long. Its product is annotated as isoamylase 3, chloroplastic. The record is from RefSeq and is a predicted model, not a curated record. Gene Ontology annotation, molecular function: hydrolase activity, hydrolyzing O-glycosyl compounds. The coding region runs from base 1 to 2172 and encodes 723 amino acids. Gene Ontology annotation, biological process: carbohydrate metabolic process. Lineage: Eukaryota; Viridiplantae; Streptophyta; Magnoliopsida; Vitales; Vitaceae. The transcript is spliced from 23 exons.
AUGAAAAGAACUACAUGGGACUGUCUCAGGCCUAGAACGACUAAUGCUUAUGGUCGACAUGCUCAAGAUCGUGUGCUUGAGGAAGAAGCCCCUCAGAUAGCAGAGACAAGCCCAUCGUUGAAAGUUUUACCAGGUCAGGCAUUUCCACUAGGAGUAUCAGAAGUUGAGAAUGGGAUCAACUUUGCUAUUUUUUCACAACAUGCGACUGCAAUCGUGCUUUGCUUAUUUCUUCCCCAAAGGGGAAAGAAAGACAGAAUGGAUGACUUGAUGGUGGAGCUGACACUGGAUGCUGAUGUGAAUAGAACAGGAGACAUAUGGCACAUAUGUGUUGAGGAUUUGCCUCGGAGCAAUGUUCUUUAUGGUUAUUGCAUAGAUGGUCCUCGAGAUUGGCAUCAAGGGCAUCGAUUUGACAACAGCACAGUGCUCAUAGAUCCUUAUGCAAAACUAGUUGAAGGUCGCCGAUUUUUUGGGGAUGCUAGCAAUAAGUGGUCCAAAUUUCUAGGAACUUAUGAUUUUGAUAGCUUGCCUUUUGAUUGGGGAGACAAUUACAAGGUUCCAAGUAUACCUGAGAAAGAUCUUGUUAUAUAUGAGAUGAAUGUUCGUGCAUUUACAGCUGAUAAAUCUAGUGGAUUGGAUCCAAAUGUCCGUGGCAGCUACCUUGGUGUGAUUGAAAAGAUUCCACACCUGCUUGAUCUUGGAAUCAAUGCAGUGGAAUUGCUGCCUGUUUUUGAGUUUGAUGAGUUCGAAUUUCAGAGGCGCCCAAACCCUAGAGAUCACAUGAUUAACACGUGGGGAUAUUCAACAAUAAAUUUCUUUGCUCCUAUGAGUCGCUAUGCUAGUGCUGGUGGAGGACCUAUUAAAGCUUCCAGGGAGUUCAAAGAAAUGGUGAAAGCCUUGCAUGGUGCUGGAAUAGAGGUCAUUUUAGAUGUUGUUUAUAACCAUACUAAUGAGGCUGAUGAUGAAAACCCUUACACCACUUCAUUUCGUGGCAUAGAUAAUAAGGUUUAUUACAUGGUGGACCUAAACAAUGAAGGCCAGUUGCUGAACUUCUCUGGCUGCGGAAACACACUAAACUGCAACCAUCCCAUGGUGAUGGAACUCAUACUUGACAGCUUGAGACACUGGGUCAUUGAGUAUCAUGUGGAUGGAUUUCGAUUUGAUCUGGCUAGCGUUCUUUGUCGAGGAACAGAUGGUUCUCCACUUAAUGCUCCCCCAAUUAUUAGGGAAAUUGCUAAAGAUGAUAUCCUGUCAAGGUGUAAAAUUAUUGCAGAACCUUGGGAUUGUGGUGGCCUUUACCUUGUUGGAAGGUUUCCAAAUUGGGAUCGGUGGGCUGAAUGGAAUGGGAAGUACCGUGAUGACCUUAGAAGAUUUAUAAAGGGGGACCCAGGUACUAAGGGGAAUUUUGCCACUCGUGUUGCUGGAUCUUCCGACCUAUACAAAGUGAAUAAGCGCAAACCAUACCACAGUGUAAAUUUUGUUAUUGCACAUGAUGGGUUUACAUUGUACGACCUUGUGUCAUACAAUUCUAAGCACAAUAAUGCUAAUGGAGAGGGUGGAAAGGAUGGAACUAAUGAUAAUUUUAGCUGGAAUUGUGGUUUUGAAGGAGAAACUGCUGAUGCUAAAAUUAAAGCUUUACGUUCCCGGCAAAUGAAGAAUUUCCACUUGGCAUUAAUGUGUUCCCAGGGAACACCAAUGAUGCUAAUGGGUGAUGAAUAUGGGCACACUCGCUAUGGAAAUAAUAACAGUUAUGGACACGAUACUGCUAUUAAUCAUUUUCUGUGGGGACAGUUGGAUUCAAGGAAGAGGGAUCGCUUUCGGUUUUUUAAAGAGGUGAUAAAGUUUCGCCGCAUGCAUCAUGUUUUUGGACGUGAAAAUUUUCUUGAGAAGAAAGAUGUGACAUGGCAUGAGGACAACUGGGACAAUUAUGAGAGCAAAUUCCUUGCAUUCACACUUCAUGCAAAUAAUGGAGGAGACAUAUAUUUGGCAUUCAACACUCAUGACUUCUUUGUCAAAGUUGCAAUACCCUCACCACCAGCAAACAGGCGUUGGUUCCGAGUGGUAGACACUAAUCUGGAGUCUCCCAAAGAUUUUGUCUCUGAAGGUGUCCCAGGCAUUGGAAGCGCUUACAAUGUGGCUCCUUACUCUUCAAUUCUUCUUGAAGCAAAGCUAUGAAUCGACUGUAGAAGCUUCUUAUAGAACAUUGCACCUGAACGCUAUGUCUCAGAUGUUGUCCCAUACAUCAGAGAGGCGGCCAAAAUUGAAGUUGUUGUCAUAUGGAUGUACAUUUCCUCUUCCAAGUAAUAAUAAAGGUGACUACAGAUGAGAGAAUAUCCAAGAUUCACAUCUUAAAUUUUAGAUAACCCAUUAACAAACAUGUACCAGCAUGAAUGAGAAUAAUAUAUUGGAGGAGAUGAUACCUAAAUAAGAGCAGGUUUGAUAGUAGCUCUUUAUACGUAUUAGGAUGUGGUUGAUUACAUCUUUGCACAGAUGAUGUAAUGUAGCACCUUCAUGGAAUGUAUGCUUUGAAUAAGAUGCGUCUUUUGCUUUUGAUGGGUGAAA